This is a messenger RNA of Lates calcarifer (barramundi perch), 2181 nucleotides long. Its product is annotated as nuclear factor interleukin-3-regulated protein. The transcript has 2 exons. Bases 238 to 1494 code for a protein of 418 amino acids. Gene Ontology annotation, biological process: circadian rhythm; regulation of DNA-templated transcription. The record is from RefSeq and is a predicted model, not a curated record. Gene Ontology annotation, molecular function: DNA-binding transcription factor activity; DNA binding. Gene Ontology annotation, cellular component: nucleus. NCBI's taxonomy places the organism in Eukaryota, Metazoa, Chordata, Actinopteri, Centropomidae.
CGGGGUGAGGAUCCGACCCCGUCUGAACCGAUGAGCGGGGGAAGAAACGACAGAGAGAUGCGGAGCUUUUCAGGAGCAGAAACAACCAGACGACCUGUGAGGCACCACAUGCCUCCCUCUCUCUGACUGAAGAGAUUUUCAUACAACAUUUCAGCAGCUGUUUGAUUUGUGGUGCUGUUGUAGCGCAUUUCACCCUGUACCUCAGCGAGACCCUGAAGCUCCCUGAAGUGAUUGAACAUGACAGGUCAGACUGUGGGAGCCAUCAUCCAGGACCUGUCAGUGCCCUCACUGCGGGUUGUGGAGGGUCUGGAGUCCAGACCUCUAGGUGGGACUGGGUCCUUCACUGACGAGGCUGUGUCCAUCCUGACCUCUACAAGCCAGCUGGCUCGAACCCUCCUGGGUCGCACCUUUGCCCUCAAACACAAAGAGAGCCUUGCCAACACUGAAAAUAAGGCUGGUAGCAGCUGCGAUGAAGACAGCAGCAACAGUGUGCGCCGCAAACGGGAGUUCAUCCCCAACGAGAAGAAAGAUGAAGGUUACUGGGACAAGAGGAAAAAAAACAACGAGGCAGCCAAGCGGUCCAGAGAGAAGCGGCGAGCCAAUGACAUGGUGCUGGAGAGGCGGGUGCUGGGUCUGCUGGAGGAAAAUGCUCGCCUGAGGGCCGAGCUGUUGGCCCUCAAGUUUCGCUUUGGUCUGGUUAAGGACCCAUCUGAUGUGACCAUCCUGCCUCUCACGUCACCCGUCUGUGCUCACCCACCACCCAGUGCAACACAUUACUACCAGCCUCACACUGAUGGACCCUCGUACCUCAACACACAACAAAAUGCCAGCACCCACCACACCCACCCUCACCCUCCACAGCAGCCUGCCAGCUAUGGACCAAGGGGAGCUGGGCCUCAGUCAAGUCAUAGUGUAUCCGAGGAGUCCGGCGUUUCAACCUCAUGUAGCUCAAAUAUGGGCAGCCCUGUGUUUUUUGACGACACACUGAGUGAACGUGGUGGGCCUUCUCCGAGGGAGCUGGUGGAAGAGCAGCAGGGCUACGAGUCCCAUGUAUGUCCCCUUGAGGUCAAUGAGGGUCAGUAUGUAAACAAACAAGAUUUGCCUGAGGGUUUGAGGAGUCUCCCGCACAAGCUUCGCUUCAAAGGUCCCAGUGGUAGCAAUGACGGCGGGGAGAUGUCCCCUUCCUCUGACAACAGACACAGUGGACCACCUGUGGCCACAGUGGGGCCAAACAUCCAGGUGAGGACCCACCAACAGGCAGGGUGGGACAGCUGGGCAGAGAAUCAAGCUCCUUGGUCCAGGGAGGAGGCCUGCGGUGGACAGCAGUAUCAGGGUCCAUCCCCUGGAUGUUACAACUCCUCUCUGCAGAACCCCAGGGACACCAAGUAUAUGACAGAGGACAUCAGUCUGAAGUCACAGAUCAGCUGUUUGUCUCAGGAAGUGGCUCAGCUCAAAAGGCUCUUCUCUCAGCAGCUGCUCUCCAAGAUUGCUUAAAACCCGAACAAAGGGUCAGAUCCAGACUAAAGCUGAUGAGACAGAUCUCUCCUCACCUCUUUCCAUAAAAUCGAUCUCUCAGACUGCCCAUUUCCACUGUGCAGAGUGGCACUGAUCGUAACAGCCACCUCUACAGUGACAAACUUUAUUUACCACACCUGUUUCACUGGAAAAGAUUAGUUUAGUGAUCAGUUUUUUUCUGUGAUGGUCAGCACACCACUACCAGCAAAGACAUUUAAAAUGCUCAAUGACUGAAAAAAGGUGAUUCAUGUUUGAGUUGUCAUGUCCUUGGAUCACGUGUGAUCUCCAGCGUCUUUCAAAACGCUUGACAGAGUGCAGACACCAGAGGAACGUGUUAGAUACUAAGCAUGCACAGUUAUAAUUAGUAACACCUCAGUCUCACUAUGUUCAACACAAACGUGAACAUUAACACAUCUGUCCACAUGUCUCUGCUUUGAGACAGGGUACAUUUGUUAAACCUCUCAGCACAAGAAAUGUUGCGUACAACGUUAUCUUGUAUCAAACGUGUGUUAAUGUGAUUAGUGUACUGUGGUUUUAUUUUGUUCACUAUAUCUGUUUCUGGUUUAUCUUAGCACAGGAAGGUACAUAGAAAUCACUGUCAUCAUCACUGUUUGGAAUUGUAACUGACGUGAGCUGUAUUUGAAAAUAAAAGUAUAUUUUAUCCAA